This is a messenger RNA of Bacillus rossius redtenbacheri, 1779 nucleotides long. It is a transcript of the gene rept, whose product is annotated as ruvB-like 2. Gene Ontology annotation, biological process: regulation of transcription by RNA polymerase II; chromatin remodeling; box C/D snoRNP assembly. Gene Ontology annotation, cellular component: Swr1 complex; R2TP complex; NuA4 histone acetyltransferase complex. The record is from RefSeq and is a predicted model, not a curated record. Gene Ontology annotation, molecular function: ATP hydrolysis activity; ATP binding; DNA helicase activity. Lineage: Eukaryota; Metazoa; Arthropoda; Insecta; Phasmatodea; Bacillidae.
GCAGAGCUAUAGUUUUCUGAUUUAAAUGAUGCUUCAUACGUCAUACCUUCUAUAACUAUCUGUGGCCAGAUAAACAACGCCGGUGAAUUUACGAGAAUGGCGGUCCCUUCCAUGAUGAAGACGCAGGAAGUGCGGGAGACGACGCGCAUCGAGCGCAUCGGCGCACACUCGCACAUCCGCGGGCUUGGCCUCAAUGACAACCUGGAGCCGCGGCAGGUAUCGCAGGGCAUGGUGGGCCAGAUACAGGCGCGGCGGGCGGCCGGGGUUAUCCUAGAGAUGAUCAAGGAGGGCAAGAUAGCUGGUCGAGCCGUGCUGUUCGCCGGCCAGCCCGGGACGGGUAAGACUGCCAUCGCCAUGGGGAUAGCCCAGGCGCUGGGAGCAGACACACCGUUCACCGCGAUGGCAGGCUCCGAGAUAUACAGCCUCGAGAUGAGCAAGACGGAAGCCCUGACGCAGGCGAUACGCAAGUCUAUUGGAGUACGCAUCAAGGAGGAGACGGAGAUCAUCGAGGGGGAGGUGGUGGACCUGCAGGUGGACCGGCCGGCCACCGGGCUCGGGGCCAAGGUCGGCAAGCUCACACUCAAGACGUGCGACAUGGAGACCGUCUACGACCUGGGCACCAAGAUGAUAGACUCCCUCAUGAAGGAGAAGGUGCUGGCCGGGGACGUGAUCACCAUCGACAAGGCGACGGGCAAGAUCACGCGGCUGGGCCGGUCGUACACGCGGGCGCGGGACUACGACGCGACGGGCCCGCAGACCCGCUUCGUGCAGUGUCCCGACGGGGAGUUGCAGAAGAGGAAGGAGGUGGUGCACACGGUCACGCUGCAUGAGGUCGAUGUCAUCAACAGCCGCACGCAUGGCUUCCUCGCUCUCUUCUCGGGCGACACCGGAGAGAUCAAGAGCGAAGUGCGGGAGCAGAUCAACUUCAAGGUGGCCGAGUGGCGUGAGGAGGGCAAGGCGGAGAUAGUUCCCGGGGUGCUCUUCAUCGACGAGGUUCACAUGCUGGACAUUGAGUGCUUUUCAUUCCUGAACCGCGCUUUGGAAAAUGAGAUGUCACCCAUCAUCAUAAUGGCGACAAACCGUGGCAUCACCCGCAUCAGGGGUACCAACUACAAGUCUCCCCACGGUAUCCCCAUCGACCUGCUCGACCGUCUUAUCAUCGUGUCCACGUCCCCCUACUCUGAGAAGGAACUCAGGGAGAUUCUCAAGAUAAGAUGCGAGGAGGAGGACUGCGAGAUCAGCGACGACGCCCUCCUCGUGCUGACGCGCAUAGCCAUGGAGACAUCGCUGCGCUACUCCAUCCAGCUGAUUACCACGGCCAGCCUUGUGGCCCGGCGGCGCAAACACCCCGAGGUUGCCAUAGAAGACAUAAAGCGUGUGUACGCCUUGUUCUUGGAUGAGGCAAGGUCCACACAGUACCUCAAGGAGUAUCAGGACGAGUUCAUGUUCAACGAUGUAGCCAAGGACGUCAUCCUGGAUACAGCGACGUUCUCACUGCCAGACGAUGCUGUAACUAUGGAAAUUGAAACAAGUUGAAGAUGAAUAUUACUUUGCAAAGAUUAUUUUUAACUACCACCUGCAGUAACUGAAACCAUAACUUGCAAGUAAAUCUAAUGCAGUUUGAGUUAAAUGUUUUUGUACAUUAUAAUAUGUUCCUUAACUGUUCGCAAUUCAAUUUAGAUUUAACACUUCAAAUGUGUAGAUGUCAUGUGUCUUGAAUUUAAUUUUGUAAAUUUGUCUUUCUUGUUACGUCAUUAAAGUGAUUUGCCAUGUUUGUAA